Messenger RNA from Mercurialis annua (annual mercury), 767 nucleotides. RefSeq lists its product as uncharacterized. Bases 126 to 767 code for a protein of 213 amino acids. The record is from RefSeq and is a predicted model, not a curated record. NCBI's taxonomy places the organism in Eukaryota, Viridiplantae, Streptophyta, Magnoliopsida, Malpighiales, Euphorbiaceae. The transcript is spliced from 4 exons.
CUCUCUCUGACAUGCCGGUUGACUUUUCAAAUUUUAAAAUCAAAAAAAAAAUUAACCGCUCGAAGAAAAAAUAACGAAGGAACAAAACAUAAAUUUAGAGUUUUUAUAGUGAAAGAAUUACAAAAAUGAGAAAGAAAGGAAAAGGAAAAUCAAAGGAAAGAGAACGAACGGGACCACCUGGAACUGCUGGAUGGGGUUUAAUGGAUGAGAGCGAUAGUGACGAAGUGGUGGAAGUGUCACCAGGUUUUGAAUUUUUUCAAAUCAACCUUCACAUUAAUGGGGCAUUGGGGGAAUGGGGUUACCAUGAUGGGGAAGUGUCCACCGGCGUUUAUUCUGUGUCUGGUAUGACUAUGAAGAAAUUAGAUAGAUGGGUGAAAAGAGAAAAAGUUGAGGGCUUAGUUGAUUAUUACUGGAAAGAAAAAGACAAGGAAUUUCAUGAUUGGAUUAGACCGAUAAAUCACGACGAUGAUGUUAUGGAAAUGGCAAGUGCUGGGAAGAGGGAUGGAGAAGUGGAUGUCUAUGUUAGGAAACUGACCGUUAAAGACAUUGAGGCUUUAGUCCCUCCGCCCCCCUCGCCCCCACAUGUUGUAAUUGAGGAGAUACCAAAUCCCAAAGAUUUAGCUUAUGUGUAUCCCACUCCCGUGAAAAAAGUAAGGGGUAAACCAUUGGCUACCAAGGCUGGUGGGAGUAAACCACUGGGUACCAAGGCUGUUGGUGAAGGUCCUUCAGAAAGUGGGGGGGUCAUGGAUGAGUCCAUAUGUAAGUGA